Bemisia tabaci is the source of this 4248-nucleotide messenger RNA. It is a transcript of the gene PEK, whose product is annotated as pancreatic eIF-2alpha kinase. Gene Ontology annotation, cellular component: cytoplasm; nucleus. Gene Ontology annotation, biological process: eiF2alpha phosphorylation in response to endoplasmic reticulum stress. NCBI's taxonomy places the organism in Eukaryota, Metazoa, Arthropoda, Insecta, Hemiptera, Aleyrodidae. Gene Ontology annotation, molecular function: ATP binding; eukaryotic translation initiation factor 2alpha kinase activity; protein binding. The record is from RefSeq and is a predicted model, not a curated record.
UUUGUGUCAGAAAACAAUGGCAAGCCUGUUCAAAAUUUGUUUGAAAUUUCUCACACUCCUUUGCCUGCAUCCCCUUCAUGUGUUAUGCAGAGAAACCUCACAAAGUUUACCGUUCUGCGACUACAACCAAACUAACCGGAGAGAUUUAAUCUUGGUUAACACUCUGGAUGGCAAGAUUACUGCACUAGACCCGGAAGAUGAUGGAGCCACUGUGUGGAAAAUGUCAACCAGUCCAGGUCACAUGUUGUCUUCAAGUAUCCAUCAGCUCAAAUUGUACAAUCACGGAAACCCUGUGGAGGUCAUCCCAUCGUUAAGUGGCAGUUUAUACAAGUACAAUGGGAAGAAUGUCGAACCAAUCCCUGUAGCUGUGAGUAGUUUGUUGAAAUCAUCUUAUCAGUACACUGAUCGCUAUUCUGGAAGCGAGGAAAGUCGACAAAUGGGAGUUGUCGCUGACACGGGUGAAUUGCUGUACGAGUGCUCUGCAGACAGAUGUGGGAACUACACUUACUCAGGUAACCAAACAUUAGUCGACAUACUCGAAAUUCGUCGUUUCACUCAGACUGUGAGAGGGUUUAAGCCCCGCUCUGGCGAAGAAAGAUGGAAUUUCAGCGUUGCUCAAAUUGACAUCAAAUUGUUGCCUGAUCCAUCAGGGACAACUCAAUGCAUUUUAGAGGAUACUAUCACUGAGAAUUCAACCGAUAAUUUCCAUUUCAAAGCUGUCGUCCCAGAAGGCAUUGUCUGUGCUGUAAAUAAGGUUAACUCUGAAGAACUUUUGUGGAAACAUCAGUUUGAUUCGCCAGUGGUCAGCAUGUGGAGUUUGCGUAAUGGCAAACUCGAGCGCAUUGAUUUAUUUGAGGAUUCCCUAUCACUUUAUUUAGGUACGUAUAAAGAACAGUGGUACAUCCAGGAAAGUUCAUUACUCCAAGCAGCUGUGAAGGACACCCGUUAUCAAUCUCAAAUUGUCUCGGUAGGUGCAGGUUAUACAAAGAUAACCCUGCAACCUGUUGCUCCUGACUCUCAAUUAGUUGAGUUCAAUUCAGUCCUGGGAAUCAGCGACCAGUCCUCCUCCACAGCUUUGUCUGUUCUGUAUGCUCCGGAUAUGCGUCUCAAUAAGAGUGGAUUUUAUGCUUUCUCUCAGGAACUACCGAAAAGUAGCUCGAAAUCAUCAGACAAUGUCAGUAACCUGGCAAUCAUCACAGAGGAAUAUUGUGAUGAAGAGGAAGAUGUGGAAUUUUUGACAGAAGAUGAUCCAGUGGUCCAAAUAAUUAUCGUUUCUAUUUGGUACUGGUGGAAAGAAAUAGCGCUCAUCAGUUUGGCCACGGCAGUUGCCAUAAACUUCAUUAUUAAUUGGCAGUGCAUGCACCGAUUAUUUUUCCGGUAUUUACUCUCUGAUUUUUCUUUUAGACCUCAAAAUAAUACAAGCAUAUUACCAAUAAUUCACAAGCAAGACUCAACUGCUCCUAUUGAAUCGCCACCAAAAACAAUGAGUUUACCAGCUGAGCAUUAUGUUUCUCGUUAUUUAACUGAUUUUGACCCCAUUCAUUGUCUUGGUAAAGGUGGAUUUGGAGUUGUUUUUGAAGCUAAAAACAAAAUUGAUGAUUGUCACUAUGCCAUCAAACGCAUACCAUUACCAAAUAAACAAGAAUCUCGAGAUCGGGUCAUGCGUGAAGUGAAAGCUUUAGCCAAAUUGGAUCAUCGUCACAUUGUCCGCUAUUUCAAUGCAUGGGUUGAAUGCCCACCUGUAGGUUGGCAAGAGAGCCAAGAUGAAGUUUUAUGCAACAAAGAAAACUAUUUGAAAACCUUUGGUGACGCUUUAUCAAUUGAUAUGGAAAGCAGUUAUCCUCAACCAAAACCUAAAAAAAACAAGAAGAAUCUGAAACAACGGAAAAAAAACAAAAAAGAGUGGUUACCAACAAUUAGCAAUAAGAUUUAUGAUACUAGUAGUGAAUCAUCCUUGCGAGUAAGGAACGAUAAAAGUGAUUCGUUUAUUGUUUUCGAGACCUCUGCAAAAGAUGAUUCCAGCUUUGACAAGAAGGAAAAAAUUAAAUCCAAUCAUUCAUUGUCAAUUGUAACAGAAGAUGAUACUGAUGUAAAAAGACUGAUUAGUAAGAAAAAAAUUGAGGACUCAAAUGUAAAUAUUGUAAAUAAAUCAUCAAAAAUUUUCUUGUACAUACAAAUGCAAUUGUGCCGCAAAGAGUCGCUGCGAGAGUGGUUGCAUGAAAAUACUGAACCACGCAAUCCGGAGGUGGUGCUCGACAUAUUCGAGCAGAUAGUUCAAGCUGUCGAAUAUGUGCAUUUAGAAGGACUAAUUCAUAGAGACCUAAAACCCUCCAACAUUUUUUUCUCUCCGAAUGGAGAAAUAAAAAUCGGAGACUUUGGCCUGGUGACAGCUAUGGAUGGAAGCUUUCCUGAUGGACAAGCCAGCGGAGGGAACAGGUACUUUGAUGAGAGACACACUGCCAUGGUCGGGACUCAACUGUACAUGAGUCCAGAGCAAGUUCAUGGUAAUCCUUAUAACUACAAGGUUGAUAUCUAUUCAUUAGGUCUAAUUCUCUUCGAACUUCUAAUCCCUUUUUCUACUCAGAUGGAACGAUGGAAAGUAAUGACAAAUUUAAGGCGCAAUGUUUUUCCUAAAGAUUUUAGAUCUAAAUUCAAGAAAGAGUAUAACAUAUUGAAUUUAAUGCUGUCUCAUUCACCAGAAGAGCGUCCGACAACAAUUGGUAUUCGUGCAUUGUAUAUAAAUAAGCCGAAAGCUGAAGGAUUCAAAAGUAAUGAACCAGAAAACUGGUAUUUUCAACUUCCUGCAAAGCGACGCACUCAUUCCUUCAAUCACAGCUCCUCCAAUUCUGAAAAUUCUGGUGCAGAACUAAAUGAAUUUCCCAGUGAUCCUGUUGUGACUUAAUUUUUGAAGGAAGCUGCCUGCAAAUGAAACUCUUCUCUAAUUCAUGGAUUUUUUCUUUUUAAUGCUGAUGUCCACUUACAUAUCUAUUUAUAAUUAUGGGAGAACUUAGAAGGAGGAAAGGCACCUUUUCUGGCAUCUUUCCAUUGGCAUGUUCUCCUAGCAGCUUCUGAAAUGGAUCAAGGACAGAGUUUUAUCUUUAUGGCUCUUCUUGAGCGAGACUUGGUAAUUCCUCAAAAUGUUCUCCAGUUAAUCUAAUUAUGUUUUUGUGUCUCAUCUCCUUGAAUUAUAUUGAAUUAAGCGUAAUUAAAUGCAGUAUUAAUUUGUAAAUUUAGGAAAUAGGACAAGAUGAACUGUAAGAAAAAUUCUUAUGAGGAUUAAAAUCUGUUUGUAUUGUUGCCGCAAUGUUAACAUGCAGGUGAAUUUUUCAUCCAACCAAGUGUGUUUUCAAUUGAGUUAAGUGGAUUGAAUUGUGAAGUAAGAAUAGUAUUUAUGAUUGAAAACUAUUUCAUGUCUGCUGGAGGCUUUUGAACCCUUAAAAUGAUUCAGUCUUCUCGUACAAUGUUGACUCUAAAAACCAUGUCAUAGUAAUACUAUUGUUGUGUUGUCAAAGGAGCAUGAUGCCCCUUCUGAUUACCAUUGUCAAUACUUACAUUACCCUACUUAUCCUAGUCUCAAGAAAAAGCUUUAGACAAUAUGUAGCAACCCAGCAAUGUUGAAUGAACACUAUAUUUAUUCAAAGUCCUUAUUUUAUAAUGCUUCACCUUCAUUUGAGUUACAUAAGGUGAAGCUUGUUAUUUUUACUCUGCGGAUUCCCACUUUUUUGAGACAUGAUUGAUUUUGAAUUUUAUUCAUGUUAUUUUAAAACAAUUGGAUUGACAGGGAGUGUGUUCUUCACUCAAGAGUGUAUAAUCAAUUUUGAAAGUUAAAGAACUCACUAAUCAUGACAAAGGUAUGGCAGAUCAAAGCUGUGCUUUUUGAUUGAUGUUAUUGAUAAAUGAAUCUAGGUACUUUUACCUUGUGUAUUCUUUACUAUCAGUUUCUUUAACACUAAAAUUUGAAAUUGUUCUCUUUAAAUUUUUUUCCUUUGGAUCCGAAUUUUUGAAGACAGUUAAAGUAAAACUCAAAAAUCAAACCGCUUUUAAUGCGUGAAUUGAAAUAUAAUGCCCUGUCUUGUCAUUUUUGUUCUCAAUAUCUUAUAAUCAAGGCACAUCAUUGCAGCAAGCUUUAUGAUUCUAGUCCAUGCUAUGAAAAAAGAGCAGAUGAAGGGUAGAGUGUAGUGAAAGGCUCGGCCUCUUAUUAAAGGAUUGUUUGGUUUUGGUGAGCUUGGGUCGUUUGAAUAAGCCAAA